This is a messenger RNA of Oncorhynchus keta (chum salmon), 2134 nucleotides long. Its product is annotated as proline-rich protein 15-like protein A. The coding region runs from base 377 to 751 and encodes 124 amino acids. The transcript has 2 exons. The record is from RefSeq and is a predicted model, not a curated record. Lineage: Eukaryota; Metazoa; Chordata; Actinopteri; Salmoniformes; Salmonidae.
UGCGCAGACAACAACCUGGUUCUUCUCCUGCGUCGUGGUACAACAAGCCCCACUAGCAACCAGUGGACUGUAGUCUGUAAGUCUGUAAGACGCUCCCCAGGACUUGGAGAAAGACCCAGAGUUCCUAGCUGUGCUAGACUGACCCGGUGGACCCACAGCCAACGUGCCACAUGGGAGAGCAGCACGGCGGAGCCAUGGAGGUUUCCUAGUGCCAGAGAGCAGCGCGGCCUAAACGCUUUAGAGGUCUGCCACCAGCAGGACAACACGAGUGAAGUUACUGCCAUGGCAGAGUGCCAGCCCUGUGUGUGAUGGCAGAGAGCCCAGCAGUGCCCAGCGAUGUCAUGUACAAUGCUGGUUGGAUGCUCUCUGCUGGGUAAUGCCCCUCCCUUCUUACAUCCCGCUCUCCAUCCUCUCUCUGUGUGUGGUCAUGGCUGACCCAUCGCCUGGCUGGUGGAAGCUCACCUUCCUACGUAAGAAGAAGUCGGAGCCCAAGGUACUGUACGAGAUCCCAGCGGAGUACGGCAGCAAUACCACACCCCACGGCGGAGCCCCCGGGCCAGUAGAGGGCGCCACAGAGGACAGCCAGUUGAACGCACGUCUGGAGAGGAUAGUGGACAAGACCACUACCAAGGGACGCCAUGUCAAAGUGUCCCACUCAGGACGUUUUAAAGAGAAGAAGAAGGUCAGGGCCACGUUAGCAGAAACCCCCGAUCUGUUCCCUGGUCACGAGCCUAGCAACGAGAACCUCUGAGCUGGGAAACAAAGUUCACACACACACACACAUGCAUACACACCAACAAUGAAUGGCUUUCUCUAUUAAACCAAUUCAUGCAUACUCAAACACAGAAGACGUUCUCUGCCUCUCCCUCAUUGGUCACACCAUUUCAUACGGUGCCCUCUAUCACACUCAGUAACACUCAUAGAGAUGGAGGGCAGUGCAUCCCAUUGGGACAUGUCGUCUGUGUCAAUCCAGCCAGAGAUCUUUGUUCUUUAUUCCCUAUAAAUGUGGGACUGACUGGGAGUCUUUGUAUGCAUCUUGGUGUCACACUCUCUCUGUAUCUUCCAUCUAUAAUCAGUGGAAGAAUGGGACACCUGAUUCUCCCCUGUCUGUCUGCUUCAUACCUAGGCCAUGUUUACAUGAACAGACAACCUUUAAUGAGGUGCUAUUAGUCAUCUUCGGUUUUAAAUAUUCAACAGAUCACAGGAACAGAGAGGAGUUUCAGGGCAUGCAUAUUACAUUGUACAGCCAUUGUGCGGUACAGAAUGUGUACUUUACUGGUGUUGUUAAGUUUGUCAUCUGUACAAAGCAAAUAGGUAACGUAUGAAACAGACGUUUGCAUAACAGCUUUAUGACCUAGAGGACAUGGUUACUGACUGUUGGAGGUUGCCUGGUUUCCAUAGCGGCAGACUGUGUCAUAUGUCAUUCACAAACAUGUAACUUCAAAAAUCAAUUGUUCUAAAAUCAAUUGUUCUAAAACUAACCUGAGUUUUAAAACCUGAGUAUAUAUAUAUGUAUAUAUAUACUUGUUUUAAUUUUUUAUUAAAAAAAAUACCAAUAGACUUCUCUAUCCCUUUAAAAUGUCAUCUCAAACUAGACAAACAUUUAAGUUUUUCUUUGAAUUGCACUUUCUAAAAGUCAAGGACUGCUUCAUAGAUAGACUGCAAGGUUUCAACACACGUUCUAUGCAUUUCUCCAGUGUUUCUUUAGUAUUUGCAAGAUAUUGGCAGACACUGAAGCCAACACAAAAGCAGAAAUGAAAGAGGAAGCGAGACACCCCAAUUACUGUUUUUUUCUGGUUCAAUGAAAGUCAAUGAAGUACUGUAAGUAGACCAGACCUAGCUGCUAUUGCAUUGGUGGCUAUGGGAGACACACCCAGUUAAGUAGACCGGAACUGACUAUUUAUUUUUGAUGGUAGAAGGCCUGAGUGAACUCUCUUCAUUUGUCCACCAUCUUUGCUAAAACUACACAUGAGAUCCCUCCUCUACAAAGACUGAAAAAGUAUCUUUCAUUUCAUUUUCACCUUCUACACUUAAUGACAAAAAUCCCUUUCAUUGAAAGGGUGCUGUACAUUUGGAAUACUUUUGUAAAAUGAAUGCAGACUUGUUUUAUAAAUAAAAUAUACAUAUGAUUUUA